Messenger RNA from Sceloporus undulatus (fence lizard), 1462 nucleotides. RefSeq names its product SPRY domain containing 7 (gene SPRYD7). The transcript has 5 exons. Lineage: Eukaryota; Metazoa; Chordata; Lepidosauria; Squamata; Phrynosomatidae. Gene Ontology annotation, molecular function: protein binding. The record is from RefSeq and is a predicted model, not a curated record. The coding region runs from base 145 to 783 and encodes 212 amino acids.
ACCUAUAAAACUAGGAGGGUUUGUUUUUUUCCUUCCACUGAGCAUGUGAAGAGUGCAAUAAGGCCUCCCUGGGCAGGGCAGGAGGGCCUUGGUCCUGAGGGGCGGAGAGCGAACGAGGAGGCGGAAGGCGGCGGAGGAGCAGCCAUGGCGGCGUCGGCUUCAACUGCGACCGCGGCGACGGGGGCGUCGGGGCCUUCGUUGUGGUGCUGCCUGCGUUGGGCGUGCUGCGGGGAGGGAGGCAGCGGCCACAUCCCCCUGAAGGAGAUGCCCUCCGUCCUCCUGGACACCCAGCGCAUGGGCACAGAUGUUGUCAUUGUGAAAAAUGGACGACGAGUAUGUGGUACAGGAGGCUGCUUAGCCAAUGCCCCUUUGCAUCAGAACAAGAGUUACUUUGAGUUUAAAAUCCAGUCUACAGGAAUCUGGGGCAUUGGAGUUGCAACUCAUAAGGUCAACCUGAAUCAGAUCCCCCUUGGGCGUGAUGUGAAUAGUCUAGUACUGAGACAUGAUGGUUCUCUUUACUACAACAAUGAAGAAAAGAAUAGGUUGCCAGCAAACAAUCUUCCACAGGAGGGUGAUGUUGUGGGAAUUACAUAUGACCACGUAGAACUGAAUGUUUAUUUAAAUGGAAAAAAUAUGCACUGUCCAGCAUCAGGUAUCAGAGGAACUGUCUUCCCUGUGGUAUAUGUUGAUGACAGUGCCAUUCUGGAUUGCCAGUUCAGUGACUUUUAUCAUACACCUCCAGCAGGGUUUGAAAAAAUACUGUUUGAACAACAGAUUUUCUGAAUGAUUCUACUGAGAAGUUAUUCACUAGUACUUUACUAAAUGUCUCCUCUCAAAGCUUCACAUUAUUCCCAUAAUACAAACCUAUACAUACAAGUGUAUGUUUUAGAAGAAAACACAUUACCAAGCGUGUUCCAAAUGUUAGAUUUAACUAUUGUUUUGUGAUGUGGACAAUACUUGUAUUUGAUGUAAAGGGAUACAGCUGACAGUAUUAAGUGACCCCAGGCUCUAAUGUUAUACUGUAUAAUAGUUCUAUACAUAUUGGUAUAUUUCAACAACUGUAAGCUCUGUUGGUUGUUCCAACUUUGCUGCUAUUCAGAGAUACUACUCAAAGUUUUCAUGGAUUACAAAGAUCUCAAAUAGCAAAUCACAAUUUCAAUAUUGGUAGCUGUUUUCCGUUUUUAAAAUUUUUGCAAUUCCUGUUUAAAAUUCAAUGCUGAGAGCACUUGCGUUAAAAUCGGGAUACACUGUUGACUGUAAAAAGAAAAGUCAACCCUAGCUGAAAAUGGUUGCUAUGAUAUAUGUUUACUUUUGAGCGCUGAUGAGUUCUUAGGGACAUAUUGGCCUGUUACAGACUGCACAAAUAAAGCUGCAUCUGGUCUCUUUGGAGGCAUGCUGUUUAAAUGAUGCCUGCAUCCUAAGAAUCCGGAAGCUGCACCAAAGCUGCACUCCAGUGCUUAGG